AUGGAGUCGAGCGGGUUUGGGGUUACGACACAGCACGUGCGAGGGAGAAUGAACUUUUCGGAACGAUAUGUGAUCGAUACGUCCGACAUGGCGUACGAGCAACAAGCCUUGCUGCUUUCUCCUUCCUCGAUGGAGCCGCCGAAAGAGAAACCUCCGCCACCGCCGCCGGUAGAACCGCCCCCGAUGACGGAUCCAGAGACCAACACGUCGUCGGAGCUGGACGAAAGCGUGGACAAGUCGGUCCUUCGACACACGGUGUCGUCGUCAUCGUCGGCUGUGUCGCAGCGUUCUUCCUCGCCGCCGUCGGUGCAGAUCAGGCCGGCGUCGGGGACGUCGAAUGGACCGUUGCCCGUGCGCUCGACGUCCGUGUCGAACCGAGUCAAGAUGUGGGAGACUGGGAAUUUCCCGAGGAAACCCGCUGAAGAGAGUGACGACGAUCAGGGGUCGUCGAAAUCGUCGUCGGUGACGACGAGCGGGGAUUCGAGGCAGAGGUUUGAAGAGACUCGACCCGUGUCGGUGCUGUCCACUGCGUCGACGUUGCCGCGGCCAGACGUCGGGGUUUCGCUGACGAAAGAAAACGUCAGGAAAAAAGAAGCGAUGCCCGAUCGUUGGCUGAAAUAUCCAAUGCUGUACCCGAUUAAAAAAGAAGCGAUGCCCGAUCGUUGGCUGAAAUAUCCAAUGCUGUACCCGAUUGAAAUGUACCACAACCCUGCCUUCUCGGCGCGUGACAGUCCGUUGCCGACGCAGCAAGCCGCAUCGUCCACCAAUUAUUACCAAAACGUUGCAGAAUUGCGAGCUGGAGGCAGACACGUGGAGUAUCAGAGUGACGCUGUGCAGUACCAACUGAACUCGGGUUACAUUGGCUCCUCGUCGGAUCAGUCCGUGCCCCGGUCUGUUUCUGCGACGGGGUUCGGUCGUCAGUCGCAGCAGUCGAGUGUCCCGGCGAUGCAACCCUCGAGCCAUUCUGAUUCCAGUUUACGCCCUGCGCAGCGAACGGAAGACGUCAUGUGGAAAUCGGCAAAUGGGAACUCUGCGUGGAAUAAGCAGGAUAAAAUGUACGGUGGUCAGAAGCAGGAUCCCUUCAUCGGCAACGGUUAUCAGCCGCCGCAGCCGUGGUCUGACGACGCCGCGAAGGCGUCCCGGUCUCGCUCCGUGGAAGACUUGCAGCAGCAGCAGCCACCGCAUCACAUUAAUCAACCAAUCUACGAAAACUUACCUCCGCCCGUGAAAAGAUCCGGCCCGGUUGCGCAACCCGUGGACCCGGCUCCGUUUCACUCCAGUCAAGUAAUGGGUACGUCACGCAAUGGCCCGACCGUCAGCAUCGGGCCGUGGCAGCAGCAAGGACAACCCUCGUCCCACGUACCAGUGGGCCACGGGUUCGGAGACCCUCGGCUCGUCGGCAACACCAACAACCCCGCCAAUAAUACCGGCCCACCGAUGCUCAGCGUGUCGGGCAAGAAGAAAUGCUCGCACUGUGGACGAGAACUCGGUCGAGGAGCUGCGAUGAUAGUUGAAAGUUUGCGGCUGUUCUAUCAUUUGGAAUGCUUCCGGUGCUGCGUUUGCGAAGCUCCCUUAGGCAACGGGAAAACUGGAGCCGACGUUCGAGUUCGCAACAAUCGCUUGCAUUGUCACAAUUGCUACUCAAAUGAGCAAGGAGUGAAGUUCAGCAAGGAGUGAAGUUCAGCAAGGUAUGAAGAUCGGAAUCCGGAGUUUCAUGUGUUUGAUGAGUCUGAAUUAGACAGGAAGAGUAGAGGCUGGAUGAGCUGGUUUUGUUUUUUUGUGUCCAGCUUUCUUUUGGUCCGACAGUUUUCGGAGUCCAAUUACUAGUCAUCUCUUCCGUACCGUGUGUUUUUUUUGUUUUUUUUUGCUUUCACGUUGUGUCGACAUUGCCUGAAAAUGGCUUCAGGUCUUCGGAUGAUUUGGUGGCUUGUAGCAGCAAAAAAUUCUCGGUCCAUCCCACGUUGAUCUUUUUUUUUUUUCUUUUUCAACUGACUGUGGCCUUCAAACUUCGUCCUAUGCCUGUUCUUCCGCUAAUGUGAUUUUUAUUUGUAUCGAUAUUUUUUUUUAUUUCCUGCGCGAAAGUUGAGAUUGUGAUGACUGCUGAUGCAUAUAUAUAUAUUUUUUAGGACGAUGAGUGAAUCGUUGCGGGAAAACAGUAAUCUGCGUGUGCAUGUAGCGUAGUUCUCACGACACUAAUGGCCGAACGUAGGAAAACUGUAGAACGGUUUGCGGGGAUUUAUUUUUUUUUUGGGUCUCCGCAUCUCGUUUUCCGUGGUUUCAAUUUUUUAAAGAACCAAUCAAAUGCGGUUAAGUUUAUUUCUACAAUGACUUGGUCGCGUGAAUGACAUGAGACGGGAAGUGCUCCGUGACUUAAUCGGUGAGGAAUCGGAUUUUGCUUUCGGUUUAUACGUAAUGAUGCGCGUAAAUCCUGUCUCGAUAUUGGGAUACCGUCUCUGGCAGUGCCAAAACGAAAAAAAAAAAAUGCGACAUUCUUUUACUGCUGGAACAACGGAAUGCUCACUUGCCUCACUGCAUUGUUAUAUUUCGUGCCUGAUCUUUUUUUUCGGAUUUGGGGAAAUGAAAUUCAACGCCAUGAA
Messenger RNA from Notodromas monacha, 2597 nucleotides. The record is from the annotation of a GenBank genome assembly. Lineage: Eukaryota; Metazoa; Arthropoda; Ostracoda; Podocopida; Cyprididae.